UCACUUUCGCGAGGUGCUGAGUGGAACCCUUAAUCGAUCGUGACCUUUAUUAUUUAUUUUUGUAUUCUUUGUGUACGCAUCACGACAACAAUUUUGGUGGCCUUCGGUCUGGUGAGUCCGCGGGGGUUUUUUAUUUACGGGGCUCCCAAAAUUAUCGGGAAGUGCUUGAAAAUCAGGUCGUUGUUCGUUUAAAGUGUUUCGUGACUGUAUCGAGCUCAGUGUGAAAAUGCCAAAGAAAAAGUUCUUUUCAACAAUUUUUUCGCGAUCAGGGAAGUCGCAGCGGCAAGAACAGCAACAGGAUGACCGAUUGGAAACAGAUGCAGUUCCCGCGCCUGAUGAAAACAGCAAUGAAUCAACCGGAAAUCAGGUUGAGGAAAUUAACAACAGUACACCACUCCCAUCCUCUAUGUUGGGCUUGGCGGAAAUUAACAGCCAGCAGCUCGUAUCCUCACCUACCCCGAGCUCAGAUCUCAACUCCAAUUCGUUAAGUCCUCUUCGAAUGCCAGCAAAUAAUAAUAUGGUCGCGGUGCACAACACUCAAGCUCAAAACGUCUUUCAAUUCUCGAACAUUAACAACCUGCACAUUGGCUCAGUGUUCAAGAUAGGCGCAACGGAUGGCGAGCCUCAACGUCCCGGGAGCAUUGAUCCACCCAAGGAACACCGCGCGAAAGCAUACACGCGAACAGUGCAGGCGAUGUUGCAAUCGACAGAGCCUCUCGAUUCCAAGUACCUCAGUGAAAUAUCGAAGCAUCUAGGGGAAGGUUGGCAGGACGUGAUGCGGCAACUGAAAUUCUCAGACGGGCAGAUUCACCAAGCCACGGUGGAUUUCCAAAUAGACGGGGGAAUUCGCGAGGUUAUCUAUCAAUUGCUAUUAGACUGGACGAGAAACGAGGAAAACGCGACGCUGGGUGAAAUCACUAGUAUUCUGUGGAAUUCCGGCCACCACGAAACAGUUUACUACGUGAAGCAAAUCUAUAAGGCUGAGAAAAUAGCGGCGACGCAACCGAAGCCGGAGAAAGGCGUUGUGUAGGCGAACGAAGAGUGCUCUGUUGGAUGAGCCUAACAAUUUUAGCGCAUUUCGAUUUAUUUACUAAGUGCAAUGGAAAGUGGCGCGGACACUUAACGCUUUUAUGAACGCUUCCACUUACUCAAGGCAUUUUAUUAAAUAAUUUUAAUCGACAUUAAACGCAAAUGGGAGCCUUCUUUAGGAAGGAAGUGAAAUUUUUUAUCAAAUUUGGCUUUCGUUUAUGAGCGGAAAAGUGUGCAUCUCUCAAAAAUUUCACUUUUAGUUAUAGGUUAGACUUUGCAAAGGUUUAUUAGGAAUAAUUUGAAACGGAAAACCGACCAUUGUGAUGACGAUAAGGCAUCAAAGUGCCGACCUACUUCUAAGAAAAAAGUUAUUAUUGUGUAAUUUGAGUAGGAAAUAUUAUUGCAUAUUUUAUCUGAUGUUUUACGCUGAGAUAUAUAUUUUUAUAUGUGUACAAUAUACGUUGCCGACAGAA
Molecule: messenger RNA, 1502 nt
Organism: Hermetia illucens (black soldier fly)
Lineage: Eukaryota; Metazoa; Arthropoda; Insecta; Diptera; Stratiomyidae
Gene: imd
Product: protein immune deficiency
Exons: 2
Coding region: 227-1030 (267 amino acids)
Biological process (GO): signal transduction
Molecular function (GO): protein binding
Source: RefSeq, a predicted model, not a curated record